AUGAGCAAGGUGGACAUCUCCGUGCUGUUCUCUGCGCUCCUGGCGUUGGCGUGGCAACGAGGGCAGAGUGGUGCCAAGGACGAGACCAAGGAACUUCAGCUUGAUGGAGCUCUUUGGGCACCCAUCAUGGCGCUACGUCACAGCAAUCAAGUGCUUCCAUCAAUCCUUGUAUUGUAUGCUGCAAGCUCCUUUUCAGCUGCUGUAUAUGCUGGCUUCACUUUGGGUUUGCACUUGGAGGAAGGCUGGCUCGGCUCUGAGCUUAGCAGCAACCGGUCACUGGCCGUGCAUGCAGCGGUCUGCAUUUGGAGAGCAGAAAAGGUAGAGAUCUUGCUGCAGCGCAUGCAGAGAUCGGUGACGAUAGUUCAAAACCAUGGCUUAGGCAGCAGCUUGAAAAACAGCUUUUCAGAGCCCUUCACCUGGUUCUGGCCGGGUUUCUGGGGCUCCGCUCGCCGCUUGGCGCUCCUGGUGGUAUCUUCAGUGGGCUAUGGCUCUUUCGUUCGAGUCGUGCUUCCAGCAGUUGUCUUUGACGAGUGCCUGUGGUGGCUCACCACGAAGACCCAGGACCUCUUCACUCGAAAGGUAUGUGCACUUCCGAUGGUCUUGGACUUGGUGGUGCUUCCUUUCUUAGACUUCCUCCACUUGGUUCCCGUCAUGACAAAGGUAGCCUUGAUGGCUUUGCUGGUGUACUCAGACCAUGACCAGUGCCCUAUUCUGCUGGUCAUCUCGGCAUUGGCCUGGACAGGACACAAUUGCCACUUGACAAAAACGACUCUCUUAGAGGAUUUGCCAGAUCAGCUGUGGCAGCUUUGGCAAAGCCGUGCAUCAUAG
Messenger RNA from Durusdinium trenchii, 828 nucleotides. The record is from the annotation of a GenBank genome assembly. Lineage: Eukaryota; Dinophyceae; Suessiales; Symbiodiniaceae.